Molecule: messenger RNA, 4047 nt
Organism: Neltuma alba
Lineage: Eukaryota; Viridiplantae; Streptophyta; Magnoliopsida; Fabales; Fabaceae
Exons: 4
Coding region: 1-4047 (1348 amino acids)
Biological process (GO): proteolysis; DNA integration
Molecular function (GO): aspartic-type endopeptidase activity; nucleic acid binding
Source: RefSeq, a predicted model, not a curated record
AUGGUUGAAACCAGAUCCUCACGCAACACGCUGCCACCGGAGAAUCCGUUUGCCGGUGACCACGAUCCCUUGAAUACCAUAGCUGCGCGUCUACAAACGCUGGAAGUUUUGGCAGACCGAGUGGCUAGCCUGGAAGCUGCAACUGAUCGGAACCGAAGAAGAAGCUUCCAACGGUCACACUGGGAAGCCGAUAGCGAAGAUGACCCUGAAUCAGCCCUUCGUCGCCACAUGCCGUACACAAAAAUUGACUUUCCAAAAUUCAGCGGUGGAGACCCUAGAGGGUGGAUCUUGAAAGCUGAGAAAUAUUUCAGGUACUACGAAACACCCGAGGAGAUGAAAGUAGAUGUUGCCUCAAUGUAUCUGGAAGGAGACGCUUUGGACCUAUUUUCAUGGAUCAAUACCGAGAGGACGCUUCUUUACUGGGAUGAACUCGUGAAGAUUUUACAGGAAAAUUAUGGGCCACCAGAGUACCAAAACCCAGAUGAAUACCUUUGUGGUAUACGACAGACAGGAACGGUGCAGGAUUACCGUGCUGAGUUUGCUCGACGAUCUGCGCAUGUGAGAAACUGGCCGGAACAUUGCUUGUUAGGCGUCUUCAUUAAUGGCCUCAAAGAGGAGCUUAAGUCGGACGUCCGAAUCCAUAAGCCACGAACCGUGUAUAAAGCCACCAGCCUUGCUAUGGAAUAUGAGAAGAAGAUGAAAUCUGCUAUUGGGCCUAAGCCCAAUCACUAUUCCAGGUUCAAUCCACCGCCCUACAGCUCCAAAGACCUUAAGCCCAACUCAGCCAACACGAGCAGAACCAUGGGUGCGUCAAUUUCAGGCACCAAACCAGUCCCCUCGGCCGCGGCUCUCGAGCAACAACGAAGGAGGGAGAAAGGCCUAUGCUACCGGUGCGGCGAGCCCUUCCGUCCAGGUCACCAUUGUGCUGGGUCCUUCUCUUUAAUGGAAAUUGCUGAAGAGGGAGAGACCGUGAUGCCUCCCCUAAUUGAAGAGGUCGACGCCGAGGCAGAAGUGGCAGAUGCUGAGAUUUCCUUCAACGCUAUACUGGGCAAAGCCUCUGCUUCCACCAUGCGUUUACAAGGAACCCUUCGUGGCAGAGAUGUUCUUGUAUUGGUUGAUAGUGGAUCCACGCACAAUUUUGUGUCAGAUUCGAUAGUGAAUGAAUUGAAUCUUCCCGUACAGCAGGUGCAACCAUUCGGAGUCCAGAUUGGCAAUGGUAGCACAGUUAAAUGUCAUCGAGUUUGCUCAGCUCUAGAGGUGAAAAUUUCAGAUUUAAUCAUCCAGCAAGACUUCUUCCCCUUCUCAUUAGGUGGUACUGACUUGGUCUUGGGGAUCAAAUGGUUAGCUUCCUUGAACACAAUUCAAGCUAAUUGGAAUGAAAUGUUCAUGAUAUUUUGGUUGAAUGGGAGGAAAUACAAGCUGCAAGGGGUGACUUCAAAGCCCAGGACGGAGGUACAGUUGCAAAGUUUGCUAUUAACACAUGAUUCUGGAGAGGCCGAAGUGUUAAAUGUUGAGACAACAGAUGCAAAUCCGCCUAAUUUGAGGCCCUAUCGGUACCCCCACUCCCAGAAGAAUGAGAUUGAAGCCCAAGUCAAUGAUUUACUGAAACGCAGAUUUAUUCGUCCCAGCUCCAGCCCCUUUGCCAAUAAGUACCCAAUUCCCAAUAUUGAUGAGUUGCUAGAUGAAUUACAUGGAGCUGCGUACUUUUCUAAAAUAGAUUUAAGGUCCGGUUAUCACCAGAUACUUGUUCUGCCUUCUGAUAUUCAUAAAACUGCUUUUCGUACUCACUCAGGGCAUUACGAAUUUGUAGUUAUGCCAUUUGGCCUUACUAAUGCCCCGGCGACUUUUCAGUCAGUCAUGAAUGAUUUAUUCAGACCUUAUCUAAGGAAGUUUGUGUUAGUCUUUUUCGAUGAUAUCUUGGUGUACAGUUCCUCUGCGCAGCAGCACCUAGAACAUCUUCAAGUUGUUCUGCAGAUUUUACAGAAGCAUUCCUUCUAUGCUAAUGCCAAAAAAUGCUUCCUGGGACAAACCAGGAUUGACUACCUAGGCCAUAUCGUUACAAGAAAUGGAGUAGAGGUAGUUCCAGAAAAAAUUGCAGCAAUUAUAUCUUGGCCGUCCCCUUCAAAUGUUAAGGAGCUGCGGGGUUUUUUGGGACUCACAGGCUAUUACCGGCGUUUCGUGAAAAAUUAUGGGCUGAUAGCACGACCGUUGACGGAAUUGACCAAGAAGAAUGCUUUCUCAUGGUCAGGACGAGCUCAGUCUGCAUUUGAUGCUCUUAAGGAGGCUUUGACUACAGCACCAGUCUUAAGAUUGCCUGACUUCAAUCUACCUUUUAUGAUUGAAUGUGAUGCUUCCAUGGAUGGGAUAGGGGCAGUCCUUAUUCAAGAAGGGCAUCCGAUAGCCUAUUUCAGCAAGGGUUUCUCCAUUUCAAACAGAUUUAAGUCAGCCUAUGAUAGGGAGUUGUUGGCAUUAGUACUGGCCAUUCAAAAAUGGAAGCACUACCUUCUGGGACACCAUUUUACUAUACAGACGGAUCACUGCAGCCUCAAACACCUGCUAGAACAGAAGAUUGUGACCAACACCCAACAGAGGUUGCUCAUUAAAUUACUACCAUUCAAUUUUUCCAUUGUGUAUAAAUCUGGGAAGCAUAAUGCAGCUGCUGACUCUCUUUCUAGAAGACCCCAACCAACUGAAUUCUUCCAAUUAGUAGUCCCUAUGGUGGAUGAUUUGGCACGCCUUCCUCAGGCCUUACUAGAUGAUCCGGACACCAAGGCCAUAAUAGACGACCUGCAGCAAGCGCCUAAUUCAACUUCUGAUUAUAAUAUGAGGUGUUCUAGCUGCCAGCAGAACAAAUACCAAACUCUAGCACCUGCAGGACUCCUCCAGCCUCUCCCUGUUCCAGAACAGAUUUGGGAAGACAUAUCACUUGAUUUCAUUACUGGUCUCCCCAAGUCUAAGGGCUUUGAUGUGAUAUUCGUAGUGGUGGACAGAUUAAGCAAAUAUGUUCACUUCAUGGCCUUGUCACACCCUUAUACUGCUAAAGCAGUAGCUCAGUUGUUCUGCAAAGAAGUAGUCCGUCUGCACGGAAUGCCCCGCUCCAUUGUCUCUGAUCGAGAUUCUCUUUUCCUAAGCAUGUUUUGGCAAGAGUUAUUUCGUUUGAGCAAAACUCAUUUAAAUAUGAGCACUGCAUACCAUCCCCAAUCCGAUGGUCAAACAGAGGUGGUAAACCGUUGUCUUGAAACUUACUUAAGGUGUUUUACUCAUGAACAACCAAAAAAAUGGAGUGAAUUUCUAUGUUGGGCUGAGUACUCCUUCAACACAAGUUACCAUGUUGCUGCGGACAACACCCCAUUCAAGCUUGUAUAUGGAAGGGAACCGCCCCCACUAGUUCCCUACGUCAAGGGUGAGACUGCAGUAGCGGACUUGGAAGAACAACUAGAACUUCGGGAUGACAUGCUGAAGGUUUUGCGUGAAAACCUACUCAAAGCACAGAACCGCAUGAAGAUACAAGCUGAUCGCCACCGCCGCGACUUGCAAUUUGCACCAGGGGAUGCAGUAUGGUUAAGACUUCAGCCUUAUCGCCAAAAAUCAUUAUCCAAGAGGCGGUUUGACAAGCUGUCACCCAGAUUUUUCGGUCCCUACAAGGUCCUUCGUCGCAUUGGGAAUGUAGCCUAUGAAUUAGAGCUCCCACCUGCGGCAAAAAUUCACCCCAUAUUCCAUGUCUCCCUUUUACGACCUGCUUUGGGGCAAGACUUACCUUCAGUUCCAGCACCGCUGCCUUUAUCUUCAAAUAUGGAAUUACUGCUCACUCCUUCACAAGUGCUGCAGCAUCGCUGGACAACCCACGGGAUCCUGGAAUUAUUAGUACAAUGGACAGAUAAACCGAUCGAAGAAGCCACUUGGGAAGAUUAUGAUUUGCUUGCUGCACAAUUUCCUCAGUUCCGACUUGAGGACAAGUCGUUUUUCCGGGAGGGAAGUAAUGAUAGGACUCCUGGAAAAUUCAAGCUGACUUAUUCUAGGAGGCAGAAACGUGGCAGCGAAGAUUAA